CGCCGCGCGGCGGCGCGACGGUGGACUCAGUGGCAGGCAAGAUGGCCGAGCAGUGGUGACGGGUCGUGGUAUGCACCGCUGGUGGAUUCGCGAUCACGGCGCAGCGCGGAUGGCCUAGCGAUGGCCGAGUACAACAUCGACAUCGGCAAGCUCCCGGAGGACGUGCGGGAGAAGCUCGCCGAGUUGGAUCUCGAGCUGUCCGAGGGAGAUAUCACGCAAAAGGGAUAUGAGAAGAAACGGACGCGUCUACUUCAGCAGUACGCCUCGAAGCAGAUAGGGGCUGGAAAUGGUGUUGGUGGUGGUGGAGGAGGUGGUGGCGGCGGCGGCAGCGUCAGCAGCGGCGGCGGCGGAGGAGGAGGAGGAGGAGGAAGCGUCGUUGGUAGAGGGCUGGAGAGAACGGGUUACGGAAGCGGAGGAGGUGGUGGCGGCGGCCGACCGCAGCCACGUGCACGGCGCACGCAACGGCGUGUCACGCACAACGAGAAGCGCUAUCACUCAGAGGUGCGCCAGGAGGCGGUGCAGCAGGCCCUGGCGGCGAUGCAGGGACGGCCGAAGCCCUCCUUGCCGAUGCCGUCGAAGAGAACCUCCGUGAUGGCCAGAAGCCCCGACCGGGAGAGACGUGACAGCGGCGAGUCCAGCAGCGAUGAGGACAGCGUCGUCACUGAGGAGAGUCCUGGCGCGGGUGGACCGACUGGUAGGAUCACUAAUAGUUGUAUGUACGGCACCGGUCUCUCGGACACCAGCAGCACUGGUUCCGCCCGCGACACUCCGCCACCGCCGAGGCCGCCGGCGAGGAGGCCGCCCGGCGCCGACAUCACCGACAUCGCCGAGUACACGCCGCACGCUUACUGCAACAUCCAGCCUCCGGAUGUCACCCACGUGACCAGCAGCACCCCGGUCGGGCAGCAGCAAUCGGCGACGCGACGGCCAGGCGCUGACCGGGUGAACCUUUAUGGACAUAUGGUCGAGGAUCAGAAUAGUACUGGCACCACCGGUCGCUGGAAGGUCUCCGCAAAGAUCCAGCAAUUGUUGAACACGCUGAAGCGGCCAAAACGCCGACCGCUGCCAGAGUUCUAUGAAGAUGAUGACAUCGAGUUGGAAAUUGCGGCGAAUCCGAAGGAUCCUAACGCGCCGAAGCCCGAGGGUGGCUCUAUGACGUCGGCAGUGGGCGAGGCACUGUCGGUGCCGUCCGGUUUGCCGCGGUCUCUCGAAGCUGCUAUUCAGAGGUACGGCUCGGCGACGUACAAGGCACCCGUGGCCACCGUUCUGGAUCCUAAUGGCAAGCUUUGCGUAACACUCACGUAUGGGAAGUUGCUCAGCCGUUCCCACAAGAUCGCCUAUACCCUCCUGAAUAAGGCUCUAAGUCGCGGCGCGGAUUGCUGCCUGAAGCCGGGCGACAGGAUCGCCCUGGUUUACCCGAACAACGAUCCGAUCAGCUUCAUGUGCGCCUUUUACGGCUGCCUGCAGGCCGGCAUCGUACCGGUGCCCAUUGAGGUGCCUCUGACCCGCCGCGACGCGGGCUCCCAGCAGAUUGGUUUUCUUCUGGGAAGCUGUGGAAUCCAGGUGGCGUUGACCAGCGAAGCGUGUCUGAAGGGCUUGCCGAAGACGGCGGCCGGCGAGGUGGUGGCCUUCAAGGGCUGGCCGAAGCUGCACUGGUUCGUCACCGAGCACUUGGGCAAGACGCCCAAGGACUGGCUACCGCCGCCGCGGCUCACCGACGACACGCCAGCGUACAUCGAGUACACCACCGACAAGGACGGCUCCGUUAUGGGUGUGACUAUUACCAGGGCGGCGAUGAUGGCCCACUGCCGCGCACUCACGCAGGCCUGCGGCUACACCGAGGGCGAGAACGCCGUUUGCGUGCUGGACUUUAAGCGGGAAGUCGGCCUUUGGCACAGCACGCUGACCAGUGUGCUGAAUGGCAUGCACGUGAUUUUCAUCCCGUACGCUCUGAUGAAGGUCAAUCCCGCCAGUUGGAUGCAGAUGAUCACGAAGCACCGUGCCAGCGUUGCCGUUGUGAAAUCGCGGGAUCUCCACUGGGGUUUGCUAGCCACUAAGGAUCACAAGGAUAUUUCCUUGGCGUCACUGAGGCUGCUGCUUGUCGCGGAUGGUGCGAAUCCCUGGUCUCUCUCAUCCUGCGAUCAGUUUCUCUCGGUAUUCCAGUCCAAGGGACUCAGGCCGGACGCUGUCUGUCCUUGUGCCUCCUCCAGCGAGGCACUCACGGUCUCUGUGAGAAGGCCAGGACGCGCGGGAGUAAACGCAACUGGCCGCGGAGUCCUGUCGAUGUCCGGAUUGAGCUACGGAGUCGUCAGAGUGGAUCAGGAGAAUUCGCUCACGUCGUUGACAUUACAGGACUGCGGACAAGUCAUGCCUGGAAGCAUAGUGGUCGUUAUUAAGAUGGAAGGGCAACCAUUUAUCUGCAAAACGGAUGAAGUUGGCGAAAUUUGCGUGCACAGCUCUGCGACUGGCAGCCAAUAUUGGGGCUUGCAGGGUCUUACCAACAAUACUUUCAAGGUGUCGCCGUUGCAAGCCGACAGUACCGCUCUGGGUGACGUGGAGUAUACGCGCUCCGGCUUGCUGGGUUUCCUCGGUCCUGGAGGACUCGUAUUCGUCUGCGGAUCGCGCGAUGGUCUCAUGACGGUGACCGGCAGGAAGCACAACGCCGACGACAUUAUCGCCACCGUGUUGGCGGUCGAGCCGAUGAAGUUCAUCUACCGCGGCAGAAUCGCCGUUUUCAGCGUGAGGGUUCUCAGGGACGAGAGGAUAUGCGUCGUUGCCGAACAGCGGCCCGAUUGUAGCGAGGAGGAGAGCUUCCAGUGGAUGUCUCGUGUACUGCAAGCGGUCGAUUCGAUCCACGCAGUAGGGAUAUACUGUCUUGCCUUGGUGCCACCCAACUACUUGCCCAAGACGCCGCUGGGCGGCAUUCAUCUGUCGGAGACGAAGCGUCGAUUCCUCGAGGGCGCCCUACAUCCGGCGAACGUGUUGCUCUGCCCUCACACUUGCGUCACCAACUUGCCGAAACCACGCGAAGUCCACUCAGCGGGGGAUUCUGUUGCAGAUGUCGGUCCGGCCAGCGUCAUGGUGGGCAACAUCGUCCAAGGCAACCGAUUGGCCUCAGCGCAAGGGCGAGACAUGGGUGUUCUAGACGAGGACAGCGACAAUGCCAAAAAGUAUCAAUUUAUCUCCGAGAUUCUACGGUGGCGUGCUGUCAGCACUUCGGACCAUGUGAUAUUUACAUCGUUGAACGCGAAGGGCGCGGUGGCUACCUCGCUGUCCUGCUCGCAGCUGCACAAGAAGGCCGAAAGGAUUGGAAAUCUGCUGUUGGAUCGCGGAAGGGUCAACACCGGGGACCACGUGGCGUUAAUCUUCCCACCCGGUACCGAUCUAAUAUGUGCGUUUUACGGUUGCUUGUACGUCGGUGCUGUGCCGGUCACCAUUAGGCCGCCUCAUCCGCAAAAUCUCCAGACAACCUUGCCGACCGUUCGCAUGAUCGUGGACGUCAGCAAAUCCGUCCUCGUGCUGACCAAUCAGAACCUCUUGAAGUUGCUGAAGACAAAGGAGGCGAAUAACGUGGUCGAUGUGAAAACUUGGCCGAUGAUUCUGGAUAUGGACGACAUGCCAAAGAAGAAAUUGCCGGUGAUGUACCGGGCGCCUACUGCGGAGAUGCUGGCCUACCUGGACUUCAGCGUCUCGACGACGGGCAUGCUCGCCGGCAUCAAGAUGUCCCACGCCGCGGUCACAUCGUUGUGCCGCGCCAUGAAACUAGCGUGCGAGCUCUAUCCCUCUCGGCACAUCGCUCUCUGUUUGGACCCGUACUCGGGGCUCGGCUUUGCACUGUGGUGUCUCAGCAGUAUAUACAGUGGACAUCAUUCUAUACUGAUACCACCGUCGGAGGUGGAAGCCAAUCCCGCGCUUUGGCUGUCGGCGGUCAGCCAGUCCAGAGUGAGAGACACGUUCUGCUCGUACGGCGUCAUGGAGCUGUGCACCAAGGGGCUCGGCUCCUCGGUCCACGCACUCAAAGCGCGAGGCGUCAGUCUGGCGUGCGUGAGGACGUGCGUCGUCGUCGCCGAGGAGAGGCCGCGGAUAGCGCUAACCACGAGUUUUAGCAAACUGUUCUCCGCUCUCGGCUUGAGUCCCCGCGCCGUCUCCACCUCGUUCGGCUGCCGAGUAAAUACUGCCAUUUGCUUACAGGGAGCAUCCAGUCCGGAGCCAUCGACGGUUUACGUAGAUCUUCGCGCGUUACGCAACGAUCGAGUGUCCUUAGUAGAACGAGGCAGUCCGCACUCUCUGUGCUUGAUGGAGUCGGGCAAGCUGCUGCCUGGCGUAAAAGUGAUCAUCGCCAAUCCUGAGACGAAGGGUCAGUGCGGCGACUCGCAUCUGGGAGAGAUUUGGGUACAGUCGUCGCAUAACGCGAGCGGAUACUUCACGAUCUAUGGCGACGAGAGCGAUUACGCGGAUCAUUUUAACGCGCGUUUGGUCACCGGCAACACGAGUGAGGUCUACGCGAGAACCGGAUACCUUGGCUUCCUCAGGAGAACAGAGAGCGUUCAACAAUCGGUAAUCAGCGACGUGCCCGGCGACACCACCAAUCCAGCCGAGGCCGAUCUUGUGCCGAGCGAUCCAGAGCUACACGACGCUGUGUUUGUCGUUGGCGCCCUUGACGAGGCCAUACUGCUACGUGGUAUGCGCUACCAUCCGAUUGACAUCGAGAACAGUGUCAUGCGGUGUCACAAGAAAAUUGCGGAAUGUGCCGUAUUCACAUGGACCAACCUCCUAGUGGUAGUGGUAGAGCUGGACGGCAACGAAAGCGAGGCCCUCGAUCUGGUGGCACUCGUGACGAGCGCCGUGCUCGAGGAGCACCACUUGGUGGUCGGCGUAGUGGUGGUAGUGGACCCUGGCGUGGUGCCCAUCAAUUCGCGCGGCGAGAAGCAACGGAUGCACCUACGCGACGGUUUCCUGGCGGACCAGCUCGACCCGAUCUACGUGGCGUAUAAUAUGUGAACAAGUUACGUGCGACACAGGACUCUCAUCCUUUCCAUUGUUCGCCCUCCUCCCCGUGGACAGUCCUUAUCGGACUUGCUGAGGCUGCAGUGGAACUCCAUUCGCGACAACGACUCGCGCCAAGUAUGACGAUGGGACGAACGAUUUCAAAGAUGAGAAUUCUAUGAGAGCUCGUUCUUUUGUUUUUUGUUUUUUUUAAAUUUGUUAUUCGUUUUACGGGAUCGCGACUCCUUUAUGAAAUUUUUUCCCGGAUCGCGAACUUGAAUGCAGAAUUUGGAGUUACUCUUCAGGUCUGCAAUCCCACGUACUUUUAAUUUUAUGGAAGCUACGAAUUUAUAACUUACUAUACUCGUCACGAAUCUUUAAGACGUGCUGACAGCCUGCCACUUUAGUCAGUCAAUCACGCGCGAUAUCUAUUAUAGUUCAAAGCGAAAAAGUGAAUAACGUAAAUAACGUAAAUAACGUGAACGGAAAUACUUCAAGGAAUGGAGUUCUACUAUAUUAUGUAUCAAGAAAAACGUCACUCUAACGAAGUGAGUGUUACUAGCAAAAGGUACGUACGUGCAUAUUCGAAACAUUUCUAAUGCAGUCCACGCUGCCAUCUCUAGAAACUGAUUAAAUCGCAAGGAAUCAUUAUCGCGUUACACAUACGUAUAUGAUGCACGACAGAGUGAGUGAUGACGAAUUGUAGAGCCGACAAUGAAUACGUAAAAUUGGCAGCUCGUUGUCGCUCUAGCAGCCACCGAUUCGUCACCGAAACGUUCGAUGUCGUAUCCUGCAAGUGUCCGACUUUCCGUGCUCCGUUCCACAACGUCCAGCCGACCCGUACAACAAUCGCAUGCAAUUUCGACGAUGAGACCAAGUAGCACACAUCCACCUAGCCAACCAUCCGAUCCCUUGCGUUCGCUAUAGGAAGCGAAGAACGUGCGACAACUUUGAGCUACGACACGCACAACGUCGCGGUUUUGUACCUUACAAGCCUUUGGCUUUGUACGCCGUACUGUGCAGCGCGCGACAAACGUUCCGACGUCUUUUUACAUUAGCUGUAGUUCCCACUGCGAGGAACGGAGUCCCCUUUCAUUGAUGGGAACAACGAAGAGUCUCGUCGUGGUGGCGAUUCGGCGAUUUACGGCGGAUCGCUCGCUGUUCAAUUUCUACGAUCGUUAGCUCAGCGUGUUUUUAUAAUUCAGUCAGAGGUCGAGUUUUGGAUCACGAUUUGGAAUUUGGAUUUUUGUCGGCUGCUUUCUAUUCCCUGAAACUUUAUUCGCACAAAGAAUUAUUAUUAUUAUUAUUACCAGCUCAAAUCAGCUCAAGCUCGCGUACAAGGAAAUCCAAACGUGUUGCGUAAUAUCGACUUUAGGGCUGCCGAUCUCUAACUUUUUUUUUCCCUGUAAUUAUUUAUACGUACAUCGGAAAAUGUCAACCGAACAACAACAUUAUUGGCCUAUACUUAGACGUAAAAAUAAGAUUAGCGUGAUUUUAACGAAUAUUAAGAUUCAAUCGAAAAUUCAACACGGAGGAAUUUAACUUUUAACAUUCUGUACAAAAUGCAUUCGUGCGAUUUUAUACGUAGACUGACGAAAUACACUCUGGUAUAUAUAUAUAUACACACACACAUAACAUAAGAUUAAUAAUAUACGAAGAGUCGAAUUUUGGAACUUUGUCGAAAAAUGAAAAAUGCCAGGCCCAGAAGUCGAUCGCGAUUGAUUUCUCACCAGAGGACGACUUUCUUUACCCACUUUUUCUACGAAUAUGUACAAUUGUUGAUAGCUCUUUAAUUUUAUAUUCUUAUUUUAGCACACGAGAGACGACAUACGGCGUAUAAUGUGUUGUGAACGGCGUAUUGUUGUAACUGCGAAGGCACAUCGCGAUUAUAAUGAUCACACAUGUGUAUUCGCGCCGUCGAAAGACGUGACAUUAAAUGCAGAGACGCAUUAGCGUACGCUCGACAGAAAUUAAUUCUCAUGUUUGCCGGAAUAUCUCAAUUCUUCAGUGUUUCCUUCUUUACAUAACAAGAUCGUGAAAUGCGCGCUUUUAUUCAAUUGACAGAAAUGCUAUAUGUGAGUAAAGCUCGAUUUCGACUCGAUUCUACCUGAAAUUACAUUUCUGUUGAUUUGUUAAACUUUGUUUUUAUUUCUUUCUUUUUUCCUUUUUUUCUGCAUAGGCGAGAUGCGCGUUCGUGAACGACCGCAACUUAUUAUCGACGGCUUCGGCAGUGCAAUAUACGCAUGGCAUAGUGAUUUAUAAUCGCUCUCGCGCGGAGUAUGAUGAUUAAUCGUACCGGACUCUCGACGGCUGUUCGCAGAGGCAGCUUUUUGUAAAUACGUAACACGAGAAAGAGGCGUUUGUCCUCCCACAUGCUCCACUGUUCUGCCGCGACCCGUUCGUCCACUUUCUCAUCUUCACACUUGUCCCGUUCACCCUUAUCUCACUACCCUCCCGCGUUUUGUUGUUAAGCUAUCGUGCCAUGUCACUAUUGCGUUACUUCCGCACUUUUACGCACGGGAAAAAAGAAACCCACGCCCGUAAAUAGCCGCAUUUGUACAGGCUCGGUUGCACUGAUAGUUCUGGUUAAUUGACUAUCUCGUUAGUAUUAUACUUGUUUGUUUUCCUCAUUAUAAGUCGCAAUUUCUCAUAGUUUUAUUUUAAGUCGUAACUUCUCAUCUCUUCCUGUCUUUCUCACAUUAUCGUAACGUGAUCUCAUCUUGUACCAUGAUGUUUAACACACCCGGUGAAUAGGUUGUCUCUCUCUCUCUCUAUCUCUCUCUCUCGAAUUAAUGAAUCUCCGUUUACAGACUUUUAAACAAUUUUUUCUUUAUCAAACUUUUUUUAAAUAGCAGCUAGCCCUGGUUAAUUGACAAGAUGGCAAGUUAGUGCAGCUGGCGUUUAAUCGACAAUGGAACUUCUUGAACUGAAUCAGAUCUUACGAGAAAAAAAUCAAGUUGCGAGUUUUGCUUCUCAAAGUGUUCUUGAAAUUUCCCUGUUGAUUGCUCCUUGCGAGAUCUGAUUCAGAUUCAACUGCGAAAUCAUAUUUUCGUGUAGACGUAAUGGACGCGUUAUUAUAUAUAUCAAUGUUGCCUCGAAAUUCAGAGACUGAUUCUUAGUUUCUCGUAAGAGGGACCUCCCCGAAGAAGAAGUAUAUUUACAGUAAAAAUGUAAUUGCAAAGUUACUCGUGGAAUAUCAUAGAUCGAAUCGCGAAUGAGCCGGAUUUCUCGCCGAAAAUUCUGGAUUUUGAGGCUCCCCGUGUCUCGAAUUUGAACGCUGACCGAUAUCCUUCUCCGUGCGUGGAAGAGAAUAUACAUGAUACACAGAUGCCUCCCCGGGGAAAGUAGGAAUGUGCAAUGAAUGAUUUUUAUAUCGUAACGACAAGAAGCGGCUGUUAUAAUAAUGCAAUGAUAUCGACUGUAACGGAAGAUCACGUACGGAUCCCACGAAUAUUCAAGAUCCCCCUCACCUCCGACAUCGUAGACUUGCGGUUAUAGAUAAUCCUUAACAUUUAGCCCUCUUUCGCGCGCGCGUAAUGGAUUAUAUAAAUAUAAACGUUUUAUAAGAACUUUGCAGGUAUUGUAUUUUAAAACUAUAAGUCGUAAAAAACAGUCGUAGAAUUAUUACUGAAGAGCGGAAGGAUUACGCGGAGCAUCGAUUUAAAGAGUUGUUGGAUUUGCGGAUCCUUGCAUCCCUGAAGAAGCCUCCUCGAGUUGUUCUCGUUUCUGGGAACGUGCGAUUUUUCUUCUUCUCUUUCGAUUCGAGGCACGCGAAAGUGCCGAUCGACCCGUUAGCGUCCGACCUUUAACGCAGGACCUUCGGUCAAUUUGAUUGAAGGGAUUGCGGGAUUGACGUAUUGCGUUAAGCACUCUCUAUCACGAAAGAGUUGAUCAAUACACCGCGUCGGGCGUUAUCGGGUCGAUGAUUAAUUUUGCGAUUUACGAUUAAGUGAAAUUGUUAUUUCCAUCAAGCUUUCAUUUGGUUCUACGAGAGGAAUGUCCGCUCUUGCACUUGUGCGGAAGACGAAGAGCGAAGUGAAAUGAAAUCUGGCCCAGAAGAUCGUCAAGUAGAUCAUACGACAUAGGCAAGCAUUGCGCCACGACGUUAUAUCAGGAUAAUCGAGCGUAAUUAAUCGCUACGCGAUCACCUCUGCGCGAAUGGGAGAUUUCCUAAUUUAAGAUGUUACGUGCCACACACACACAUACAUUCUCUAUGCAGAUAUACCAAUAACAAUCUUGGUUGAUUUUAUGUGUAAUCUCGCUGUGUUCUUAUCCCUGCUCGGACGAGCACGAUGAUCCCAAAACGAGCUGACCGACCAGGAGCGUCCUUGAUCAGGAGGGUCCUUGGUUGAUCCCACCAACGGGCGUGUGCUCGCGUGCAUCCUAGCGUGCGUGCGUGCGUGUGUGCGUGUACGCGUGCGAGGAAUUCGAUUGUACUGUGUAUAAAUGUCGAUAAUUAAUUAAUAGGUACGUGGCAUGCACGUCAGGAUCAGGACGCCCGCGCCGCGAGGCGACGAGAGGAUCCGCGGAGUUAUGUAGGACAGGAUCCACCAAUCCACCCAGAUCCCAAUUCUAGAGAUCGGAUCUAGAGCCGAUCGAUGACGAUCGGCAUGACCUAGGCCAGCGCAUGGUCUAAGGCUGUGUACAUAGACGCCCCCUCCUCCUCCUCCAUCCCCUGCGUUAGAGUUUAUUAAGGUAUAUAGUUUGUACGUUGAACUAUAUAUAUAUUAUAUACAUAUUAUAUAUUAUUAUUAUUAUUAUUAUUAUUAUCACGAAUAAUAUAACGGUCACUGUCUCUACCAAGCCGAUACUAUCAUCAUGCCUCAUGUAUCACAUUAAACGGACAUAUUA
Messenger RNA from Ooceraea biroi (clonal raider ant), 9837 nucleotides. RefSeq names its product disco-interacting protein 2 (gene DIP2). The record is from RefSeq and is a predicted model, not a curated record. Lineage: Eukaryota; Metazoa; Arthropoda; Insecta; Hymenoptera; Formicidae.